AUGAUGGUUUUAGCUUACUUUAUGUUUGCAGCAUUGUUGCUAUUGUGCCUUCUCUUCCAGUACUGGGCACAUAGAACCCGGCGAAAUGUUUCAGUGGGAAACAAUCCACAGUUUAUCAAAUUUCAGCGGGGGUAUUUUGCUGUCUACUUAGUGGCGAUGUUUGCAGAUUGGCUGCAAGGUCCAUAUCUCUACAAGCUCUAUAGCUAUUAUGGAUUUAAUGAGCAGCAGAUUGCUGUUUUGUAUGUGUUUGGGUUUGCUUCCUCUGUCAUUUUUGGUGCUUGGACGCCUAUGGCAGCUGAUCAGUUUGGAAGGAAAAAAUUGUGCAUAUUUUUUACAGUUACAUAUUCAUUGUCAUGCUUGCUUAAGCUGUCUACCAGCUAUGGUAUUUUAUUAAUUGGCCGUCUUGUAGGAGGCCUUGCAACAUCUGUCUUAUUUACAGCUUUUGAAGCUUGGUACAUUCAUGAACAUUUGGAAACUCAUGACUUCCCGAAAGAGUGGAUCUCCAUAACAUUUCAACGUGCAUCUAUGUGGAAUGGUAUAUUGGCUGUUAUGGCUGGUAUUACAACAAAUAUUGUCUCUGAAUGGAUUGCUCUUGGACCAGUUGCACCAUAUAUGAUGGCAGUCCCAUUUCUGAUCUUUGUUGGAGUUAUAAUCUCAACUCAUUGGAACGAGAACUAUUCUAUGCAUAAGGUUAAAUUUGGACAUUUGUGUCAUGAAGGACUCAAAGACAUUGUAUCUAACAAGCGUAUCUUCAUGAUUGGUGCCAUUGAAGCAUUGUUUGAAAGUGUUGUGUAUAUUGUCAUUUUUUUGUGGACUCCUAUUCUGGAGCCUGGUAAACCUUCCCUGGGCAUUGUGUUUUCAUGCUUUAUGGUGUGCAUUUUGAUUGGACAGGCCGUUUUUCAGAUUUUAUCAGCUCGAGGAAUUGCUAUCACAAAAAUUCUCCUGUUUGUAGUCAUUCUAUCACUAAUAUCUAUACUUGUUUGUGUUUGCUCUACCCAUCCCAGAAUACACAGUUUGAACACAUCACUUGUAGCAUUUCUUGUUUUCCAGUUUUGUGUUGGCAUAUAUUUCCCAUUAAUGAGUUUGUUGCGAGUACGUGUAAUUCCUGAGGCGCAUCGCUAUGCCAUUAUGAAUUGGUUUCGUGUACCCUUGAACUUGAUCUCCUGUGCAGUUUUAAUGUUGCUUCACGAAGAUGUGUUUUUACAUGGUAAUCACUUGAUCUUCGUAGUCUGUGGGGGACUCUUGUCUCUUAUGUUGCUUGCAACUUACAAGUUUAUUAAAAUACCACCAACACAGGAGGAAAUCUAUGAGGAGCAAGGAGCUGGUACUGUUUUGCUUAUGGAAGCUGAACACAUCCAUAAUAUCUUUUAA
Candidula unifasciata is the source of this 1371-nucleotide messenger RNA. The record is from the annotation of a GenBank genome assembly. NCBI's taxonomy places the organism in Eukaryota, Metazoa, Mollusca, Gastropoda, Stylommatophora, Geomitridae.